Molecule: messenger RNA, 3439 nt
Organism: Gadus chalcogrammus (walleye pollock)
Lineage: Eukaryota; Metazoa; Chordata; Actinopteri; Gadiformes; Gadidae
Gene: lrrc1
Product: leucine rich repeat containing 1
Exons: 14
Coding region: 517-2085 (522 amino acids)
Biological process (GO): neurotransmitter receptor transport postsynaptic membrane to endosome; neurotransmitter receptor transport, endosome to postsynaptic membrane
Cellular component (GO): postsynaptic density; adherens junction; postsynaptic membrane
Molecular function (GO): protein binding
Source: RefSeq, a predicted model, not a curated record
GAAUAAUACCGGGAGAGGGAGGAGCACUCUGGCAGAUGACGUAGGAUUGGAAUGAGGGAGGGAAUGUUCCGGGUCAGAAUCUGGACUGGGAGGAAAUUAACUCGGGCACUAGGAAAACGAGAAACGCGACCCUCUAUCGAAACUAAGAUGCGGCUAAUAUUUUUGGAUAAGGGGGAUUGAAAGUUGAUCCAUGUGUGUCCGUGGCGUGUGUGACGCAGCGAAGACGCGAACGAACAAAAAAGCAGGUGCCUACAAACUAACCAAAAAGUAAGUGAACGACGAGUGCUCGCUGCGACCUCGCUGGCAGUGCGAUUUAUUUACGCUCGGUGAGAUUGCGUUUCGAUGUUUACCACUCGCCGCUCGACUUUUAGCCGCGAUCGUGUCGAGCAAGCUUAGUUCGUGCGGAAUUUUAAUUUUGGAACCACCUUCAGCCAGACGAACAAUCUGUUGCAUCCUUCCUGUCCAACGCACGGGCACGACGGUUUUCAGAGCGGCUCUCCCAUCCAUCACCCCGUGAUGUUUCACUGUAUACCCCUGUGGCGGUGCAACCGUCACGUCGAGACGAUCGAUAAACGCCACUGUUCCCUGCUGUAUGUGCCCGAUGAGAUUUACCGCUACGGCCGGAGUCUGGAGGAGCUGUUGUUGGAUGCCAAUCAACUCCGAGACUUGCCCAAGCCAUUCUUCCAGCUGAUAAAACUGAGGAAGCUUGGCUUGAGCGAUAAUGAAAUCCAGAGGCUCCCGCCAGAGAUUGCAAACUUCAUGCAGUUGGUUGAGCUGGACGUGUCUAGGAACGAUAUAAUGGAAAUUCCAGACACCAUCUCCUACUGCAAAGCCCUCCAAGUGGCAGACUUCAGUGGAAACCCUCUACAAAGACUACCCGAGAGCUUUCCAGAGCUGCGGAACUUAACAUGCCUUUCAAUCAAUGAUAUUUCAUUACAGGCCCUACCAGAGAACAUCGGAAACCUCGCCAACCUUGUCUCACUGGAGCUCAGAGAGAACAUGCUGACAUAUUUACCAGAGUCGCUAUCACAGCUACAGAAACUCGAGGAACUCGACCUGGGCAAUAACGAGCUGUACAACUUGCCUGAGACAAUAGGCCACCUUGUCAGCCUGAAGGACUUGUGGCUCGAUGGAAACCAGUUGGCCGAUAUACCUGCGGAUGUGGGGAGCAUGAAGAGCCUGGUGUGCCUGGACGUGUCGGAGAACAAGCUGGAGUACCUUCCCGAAGAGCUGGGGGGUCUUCUGCAGCUCUCAGACCUGCUGGUCUCGCAGAACAACAUCGAGGCUCUGCCUGAAAGCAUCGGUAAAUUAGGACGUCUCUCCAUCCUCAAGGUGGACCAGAACAGGCUCAUGCAUCUUCCAGAGGGCAUCGGCAACUGUGAGAGUCUCACUGAACUCGUCCUGACGGAGAACCAGCUGCAGAGCUUGCCCAGAAGUAUUGGCAAAUUGAAGAAACUGUCCAACUUCAACUGUGAUCGAAAUCAGUUAACAUCCCUGCCUAAAGAGAUCGGCGGCUGCAGCAGCCUCAACGUCUUCUGCGUGCGGGAGAACAGGCUCACCAGGAUCCCCUCGGAGAUCUCCCAAGCGACAGAGCUGCACGUGUUCGACGUCUCCGGGAACAGGCUGGUGCACCUGCCGCUGUCCCUGACCUCGCUGAAGCUCAAGGCCCUGUGGCUGUCGGAGAACCAGUCCCAGCCGCUGCUCACCUUCCAGACGGACCAGGACCCCGACACCGGGGAGAAGGUGCUGACCUGCGUGCUGCUGCCCCAGCAGCCCUGCGAGCCCGACCCCAAAGUGGCCGAUAACCUGGCGCGCUUCGGCGGCCUGACCAGUCUGAACGACGUGGUGGAGGAGGACUGGGACGAGCACACCGCCAAGCGCACGAGCGCCAUCCACUUCCUGGAGGACGGCGAGGACGACGACGAAGAGGACCAGGGAACUCUGCAACGGCGUGCCACGCCGCACCCCGGCGAGCUGAAGACCAUGAAGAAGGUGGCGGAAAACCUCCGCAACGACAUGAACGCCGCCAAGGCCCUGGACUCCAACAAGAACGAGGUCAAUAACGGGGUCACCACGUCUGUCUGACCCGACGCUUAUUUAUUUCAACCUCCAAAAUACUUUUACCUUUCGUUUUCUGUUGCCUCGUCGUCUCGCACAAUCCCCAACCCCUCCCCUGCACCCCACCAUCCCCGUCAAGCCCUCCGACCGACCUUCGACCCCUGGUUGACCCCUGAUUGACCCCUGGUUGACCUGCAGUCCCCAGUGUGGCCUUCCCCCUCGUCUGGUCCUCCUCAGAACACCGGUCACCUGCUCCGUCUUAAGCCCGGUCCCGGUGGGUCGUGGUUCUUCUCGCGAGUCGGCCAGGGUUCUCCUUCACGUGCCUUCUCUCUCUUUUUGAAUAAUUUCCAAGGCAAUAAUCUGCACAAACUUGAUACUUUUUAAAUGAGAUAUUUUAAAAGACUUUUACUAGUUUUUAAAAAGGCCUUUUUUUCUGUACAUAAGAAAGACAAACGUUAGGUAGUUGCACUACAAGGACUUGAUAUAAUAUUGCAAGAAUCUUUAAAUGUAUUAUAUUUUUGUUCUUUGUUAAACACUGGGUAACUCUUUUUACUUAUUGAGGAUCCAUUAAGACGUGAGGUUUUGUGGACCGAGUGAGUUGAGGAUUAUUGUAUAGUCAUUUGUGAAUAAUUAUACUUUUUUACUUUUCGGGCAGCUCGGAUGUAAAUAAAAUGUAUAGCACAUUUCUUAGAUUUCGAUUUUCUAAACUCUUUCUUUAAAUUGGGUACAUUUGUAAAAGUAAAAGUGUAAAAGCAUUGAAAAACAUGCGUUUUUACUGAUGUCUUAUUUAAAGUGAACUGCUGGGUGUACCGACGGUCUAGUCUGUUGACCCUCCUUAAAGCUUUGGGUCUGAUUUUAGGGUGAUUUGAAAUGGUUUUGGACUCAUGGAUUUGUUUAAAAAACCCACAGUACCACAGCGUGUCCACUAGAGGGCGUUUGAUGGGGGAUCAUGAGGCUGAGGUAUAUAUGUAUAAUAAUUUAUGCUGUGCUUCAUGGAGUCAUUUUGCAAUGUUUAUCGAAUGGAUGCCAAAAUGGUUCAAGUUUCUUUUCCAAUCGCCAGCUCUGUAUAGAAUAAUCAUUGCAAAAGGAUCCUUUUUUUUUUAUUACUUGUUAGAGGUUUUAUUAUAAUGCACUUAACAAAGUUUCUUGCAUUUUACAUAAAGGCUAUUUUAUGGUACGGAAUACAUUUGUUUUUUGUUUUGAUUGUGAGCCAAAGGCCAGACAAAUUGGUUGGAUGUCUAUUCUUUUGAUGAUUAUUUUCCAUUUUGAUCAAACUGCACAAAACAGUUCUGAAAUAGCAUGGAUGCUGAGCCAAAUGAUUUGGUCUACUUUUAACCACUGAUCCAAUAAAAAUGGCUGCAACGUUUUGCAAAAAACUAGU